Phragmites australis (common reed) is the source of this 1277-nucleotide messenger RNA. RefSeq lists its product as uncharacterized. Gene Ontology annotation, biological process: hormone-mediated signaling pathway; positive regulation of DNA-templated transcription. The record is from RefSeq and is a predicted model, not a curated record. The coding region runs from base 1 to 522 and encodes 173 amino acids. The transcript has 2 exons. NCBI's taxonomy places the organism in Eukaryota, Viridiplantae, Streptophyta, Magnoliopsida, Poales, Poaceae. Gene Ontology annotation, cellular component: nucleus.
AUGCCGGUGAUGACGCACCGGGGGCGGACCCAUAGGGAGCCCACUCGAGUACUGGACCGUUUCGGUCUUCUCACGUCGACUCGACUCCUCACGCAGUCACGCCACGACUCGACUCCUCGCCCCGACGCCUCGGUUCCUCACGCCGCUGCCGCCGGUUUACGGGGCUACGGGCGACCCCUCUCGUCCCCAAGGCCGCCCGUCGCCGUCACCAUCUCCUACGAGGCGCAGGCACGACUCCGCGACCCCAUCUACGGCUGCGUCGCCCACAUCUUCGUGCUCCAGCACAGUUGCUUCGCCCUCGAUCUCCAUUCCUCCGUUGGUGCUGCUGCUGGUGCUGGGGUGUGGUAUCUGAUUGGUUGCGGUGGUUCUGAUGCAGAGCUCAGCGUGGAGGACAAGGCCAACCUCGUGGCGUCGAUCAAGAACACGUUGCAGGGAUUGGCGUCGCGACAUAUGGACGUGCUCGAGAGCCUCGAGCUCAAGGUCAGGAAGCGUGUUGAGAAGCUGAGAGAAAUCCAGGUAUAAGAUGCUUCCGCUCUUGUGGUGCGAUACUGUUGUUUUUGUGAUGGUUUCAGUGAUUUGGGCAUGCUUUGGUAGGAAGCUUUGUGUAAUCCUGUAUCAUUAUUUGUGUCUACUUAAGUAUGCACUCUAUGAUUGUGUUGAUACUUGUUGAAAUCGGUACGGCUUGGUGUGCACUAAUACCAUAAAUUCCAACCCUAAGUAGAGCAAAGACUGUUGAAUAUUAGGUUGCACGGUUGUUUACAACUUGUGCUUACUGGCUUGCUUUUGAUUGUUACUGGAGAAAUGCCAGCAACUGUGAAUGUAUGUGCCACUUCACGGCUCAUUCACUAGAUAGUAUUUAUGAAUGUUUAGUUGUCUACUCUAGAUUUUUUGGCUGUGAUGACUGUUAAACCUUUAGCUCCUGAACUCAAAGUGGGACAUGGGGAUUCUGUAGGAGAAUUUGUGAAAUAGUAUGAUACCUAUACAUUUUCACCUUUUAAAUCUGAACAUCCGAAAACUUCCAUGUCUUAACUUGAAGCUUUGUUCCUUGAUCUGUCGAUGGCUCUCUCAUUAUGCUUAUGUGGUUGGAUUUAUCUUGUUUUAUUUUGCACCAAAUAUCUCUACCUUCUUGCAGUCAUGCAGCUCUAUCACCAAUCGGUUUAUCAUUUGAUUGCCUGUAUUAUAGUAAUCAUUUAAGGUGUGCAAUUUGAAUUUGACUUUUGGGAUGUUAUGAUUAUAUCUUCCACUUAUGUAAGACCUUAUGUUAUGUUUGAACUAUU